AUGGUCGCGGGAAAGAUUUUGGAGAAGCUGGGGAUCUGCAAUGAUUUAACCAUACUGCGAGCAGUGCUCGAUGGGAUACCUCCACGGAGAGAUUCCAAACUGCUUAUCAAAGAUCUGACAGUAGAUGAGGUACCCUUGAGGAUUUAUCAGCCCAAAAGCCCACCCACUGGCAAAAGAAGAGGAAUUCUGUAUUUUCAUGGAGGCGCUGGCACAUUUGGGAGCAUUAGAGCCUUUGAAAGAGUAUGCCGCCAUAUGGCCAAAAAAUGCAACUCAGUGGUUGUGUCUGUGGGGUACCGUCUGGCUCCUGAACAUCCCUACCCAGGGCAGUAUUUUGACUGUCUCAAUGCCACCUUAUACUUCAUGAGGAAUUUAGAAGAGUAUCACGUGGAUCCUGGUCUCAUCAUCAUUAGUGGUGACAGCUGUGGAGCUAAUUUUGCUACAGUUAUUUGCCAAAUACUGCUGAAUGAUAGAGAUCUGCCAAAAGUACGUGCUCAGGUCCUACUUUACCCAGGACUCCAGGGGCUGGAUUUCCACUUGCCCUCGUACCAGCAGAACGCUUUUGUCCCCAUGUUGCCCCGGAAGAUGGUCAUCUACUUCUGUUUUCGUUACCUUAACAAAAAACCCACAUUUUGGAAAGAUGUUCUACAAAACUGCCAUGUUCCUGAUAGUAUGAGACACAAGUAUAAAAAAUGGGUAAGUGCUGACCUUAUUCCUGAUGAAUUUAAGGUUAGAGGCUACGUACCACCAAAACCCGCAUCAUAUAAACCUGAAGUCCAUGAAGCUGUCAAAGAAAUUUUAGCAAUGACGUUUUCCCCACUUUUAGCUGAAGAUUCCAUUAUUUGCCAGCUCCCUGAGUCCUACAUUGUGACCUGUGAGUUUGAUGUGUUGAGGGAUGAUGGUCUGUUAUACAAGAAGAGACUAGAGGACAAUGGUGUUCAAGUGACCUGGUAUCACUGCAAGAAUGGCUUCCAUGGAAUUUUAGCAUUUUUUGGCUAUGGGGUUUUUUCCUUUUUAUCUGGAAAUAAGAUAAUGGACAGUAUUGUGAAUUAUAUAAACAGUUUAUAG
Molecule: messenger RNA, 1065 nt
Organism: Motacilla alba alba
Lineage: Eukaryota; Metazoa; Chordata; Aves; Passeriformes; Motacillidae
Product: arylacetamide deacetylase-like 4
Exons: 4
Coding region: 1-1065 (354 amino acids)
Cellular component (GO): membrane
Molecular function (GO): carboxylic ester hydrolase activity
Source: RefSeq, a predicted model, not a curated record